UUUAUUUAAAAUAAAGCUGUUUAUUUGGCACUUCUGGGCAGCCCUUUUUUGAAGAACCACAGCAAUGGGUGGCUUUGGAGCCCAUCUUCGAAGGAAUCAAUUCAUCCUCCUGGUGCUCUUUCUUUUGCAAAUUCAGAGUCUGGGUCUGGACAUUGAUAGUCGUCCUACGACUGAAGUCUGUGCCACACACACAGUUUCACCAGGACCCAAAGGAGAUGAGGGUGAAAAAGGAGAUCCAGGAGAGGAGGGAAAGCAUGGCAAAGUGGGACGCAUGGGGCCGAAAGGAAUUAAAGGAGAACUGGGUGAUGUAGGAGACCAAGGCAAUAUUGGCAAGACCGGGCCCAUUGGCAAGAAGGGUGACAAAGGGGAAAAGGGUUUGCCUGGGAUACCUGGAGGAAAAGGCAAAGCAGGGACUGUCUGUGAUUGCGGAAGAUACCGAAAAGUUGUUGGACAACUGGAUAUCAGUGUGGCUCGCCUCAAGACAUCGAUGAAGUUUGUCAAGAAUGUCAUAGCAGGGAUUCGGGAAACCGAAGAGAAAUUCUACUACAUCGUUCAGGAGGAAAAGAACUACAGGGAAUCCCUGACCCACUGCCGGAUCCGGGGUGGAAUGCUAGCUAUGCCGAAGGACGAAGCUGCCAACACACUCCUGGCAGACUACGUCUCCAAGAGUGGCUUCUUCCGGGUGUUCAUCGGGGUGAAUGACCUCGAGAGAGAGGGCCAGUAUGUGUUCACCGACAACACUCCACUGCAGAACUACAGCAACUGGAAGGAGGGUGAGCCCAGCGACCCCUACGGCCACGAGGACUGCGUGGAAAUGCUGAGUUCAGGCAGGUGGAAUGACACAGAGUGCCAUCUUACCAUGUACUUUGUCUGUGAGUUUGUCAAGAAGAAAAAGUAACUUCCCUCUUGCUGCACAGUUGUCAUUUCCCUGUGACUACCAUGGCAGUUAUUUUUAUCCAUCUUUUUCUGGCUAAUUACACGAAAUUCAUUCUGACUCAAGGCAAGUGAGAAAUGCUAGACUGAGGUUUGGAAUCUCCAUCGCCAUGCUCGUCCAUGACAAUUUUGAACAUUUUCAUACAUGGUAUGUUAUUGAGCCAUAAGCUCACCAGGUUAUGGGUCCCAAGAGAUAGUUUGAAUUACUAGUUGUGCAGGAGGUGGUUGUCUGUGUCUCAAGUGAAAGUCUCUCUUGGCAUUUGCUCUGCCACCUCUCCCUAGAGCCGUAAACCACUGUCUAUCUAGCCCAGUGGAUAAUUGGAUAGUUGGCUGGGGAUGAUUAGGCUCCAAGCCAGACAUAUGAGAGGCUCUUCUCUUAGGAAUGUCAAGGUAUUAUCUGUCUUUGAACCCAAGAUCCCCAGUUCUUUGACCCAAUCCACCAUGGCCAUAGCCACACAUGCAAGGUCCUCUUCUUUGCAUAGACUCAGAAAUACUUCAACUCUAAGCCUCUAUAUGAGGAACUUCUAGCCUAGUGCCCUGUUCCAGACCAUAUGGAAUCAUACAGAUAACUUUUGUUCUUCUGGUUGACAGCCUUCACUGAAGUAUACCAAGCCUUGGCCCCCUUUCUGUAGGCCCACAGGUUAAUUCCAGGCCUCCAGAUAUUAACCCUCUGAUCUGAGGAAAAGGGAACUCUAGAAAUUGAAAAGAAAAAAAGAAGAGGUUAGCUCCCACACAAUAUUAUUUAUAAUCCUCCUGUUAAAUUGCCCCCCUUCUAUUAAUAUGGCUCCAUUUUUCCUCAUCUUAAGUUUAUCCAUAGCAACUUUUCUCCCCUUGGGCAUGGAGAAUGAAGGAAAGGGUUUGUGAAGCCUUCAGAAAACUCUAGAAGCUUCAGGGUGCUACCAACACCAAGUCUCUAAGACCCUUCUCUGCCUCUAAUAUAUCAUGCACGGUGACAUUUUGUGGGAGGCCCUUUAUUCUCUGUAACUGUAUGUUGUAAAAAUCUCACAUCAGUGAUGCUUUCAAGUACUAUGACAUCGUAAGAAUGUGUCAAGUGUGCAGUUUGGAACAUGCCUGAGACUCACAUUUACUAAGCUGGUAAAAUUCUACUUUGAACUGCAGAUCAAACCUCAAAGCAGCUCUAAAUUGAAAUUUAAAAAUAAAAGUUCAACAAAACCCUAGAUUAUCCCCUUAUAAACUGCUGCUCCAGUUACAGUUUGUGACAUAUAAUUAGACGUUUAAAAUGCUGGCAAAACAGUUAAUGAAGUAAGAGAAACAGAUCAACAACAUAUGUUCACCUUAAACCACCUGUCUAUGAUUUCAACCAUGACUAACCGGUUAUGAGAUAGGACUUAAUUAGGUUAUUUCUGUGAGUUUAUCGAGGGUCACAAACUCAGGUUCUACAGAGGCCAUACAGGUGACAUAAAUAAAUGAAGUGGAGCAGGUGGGGAUCCUGAAACACUGAACACAGCUUGCCCUCCCAAAGGAACCAGCUGCUUCUCAGUCACUGCUAUUUUUGCCAUGGAGGACCCAAUGUUGCUACAUGUUCUGAUAUUUAAGAGAAGUCAGAAAGCUGGAACUUUAUAAGAUACCUUUAUAUUUUUAAAUGUUGGCAACUAAUCAAUUCUUAAUCCACAUUCUAAGUCAUACAAAACAGUCUGCUAACCAAAAUUGUGACCUUUCCACUUCUCACCUCUGGGGAAAAGUUCUGAAGGUUCUAACUGUGUAGGAUGUCAUUAGGGCACAGUGACAUCAAAGUCAAGAUCUCCCAUUUAUGCCUCAUUCAAUUCAGCUCAUAACAGGACUUCAGUCAAUGUUUGGCAUUCCUCAGGUUAAUAGAUUAGUUACUAAUUCAGACUUUUGAGAAUGUGGCAUAUUUUGAACACAGGGCAGUUAAAUCAAAAUGACAAAGCAGGACACCAUAUCAAAUCCAGUAUCCUGGGGUAGAAUGCCAGCCAAGAGCUUGAGGAACAAGAAUCUAGAAGCACUUAGAGGAAAAGAAAGGGAUUAGAAAAGAGGAGAGCGGGAACAGACAGUAAACAUUGCCUAUGGGCAGCUCACACCGGGAUCCAUAUUCUGAUUUGUUCUAAGCCCCCCAAGUAUGAAUAUUAAUUGUGUGUACUGUCCAUGCUAUUCUAAUUUCUAUUAUGAUUGUUAUAAUAAUAACAACAUUUGUCUCAAUGACUCAUCGUUGCUGCCAGUGCUUCCAAGAGAAGAUGACAGAGUUUCAAAGAUAGGAUUCAUCCUGAGACCUGGCCUGGGAGAAAUUUUGAAGGCACCACACACUUAAUUAGAUUUGCUAUAAAACUUACUUUGUGCUUUACAGACUAAAUGCCUUCACAUAACAUUUUCCAUGUGAUCCUGAUAAACUCUGUGAAGUAUGGAGGGCAGACGUUUUUACUGCCAUCUUUCCAAUGAGAAUACUGAGGUCCAAGGAAGCUAGGCAGUUUACCAAAAUCAACUCGUUUGAAAGAAAAGCAGGAUUUCACUCUGCUGAUUGAAACUGUCGAUCCAGUGUUCUCUCCAGCCUAUGUUUUUUGCUCUUAUAUUGAAUGGAAUUUCAUCCACGAUUCUCUUGUGAUAACAGGGGCUCAAAUAAUCUCUCUUGAUUACUUUCCAAAGUUAAAGAUUAGGGUUAAUUAAUAGAAAUGCUGGGGAUUCAGAAACUUGCCUUACAAAUAUGGUACUCACUGGUUUCUUUUUAAAUUCAGGAAUGUCUACACAUGUCAUUAAUGUUGAGGUGAUUUAGUACAGUGGCACUACAGUUUUGCAAAUAACUACAGAUUUAGGGAAAGCAAGGCAGAUAUAUUAAAAUUAAGAUUGGCCAAAAAAAAAAUGAGCAAGUAAUUAUUUGCCCCAUAAGAGAAUAAAGUAGAUAAUUCCCUUAAAUAAUUAGCAUUUAAAAUCAAUUUCAUUCUCAAAAGUUCAAUGUAUAUUCAACUUUUCAGGAACAUAUCUGGGCACUUGCCAAGGAUGACAUAAAGGUUCCAGGGGAAGAAAAUUAAAAAUUUAUUCACAAUUGCACUAUGCUGCCUUUUCAAAGCAACACACUCUAUAGCCAGACAAGAAGAAAAAUAUUAUGUCCAGAGUCACUGCCCAAACACUAUAGAAAGGUAUACAUCCUGUGUUGAGAGAAAUAUAACAAACAUUGAUUACACUUUGGACAACUCACCCAUAAAAACUACUGGCAUUAAAGAAAAUGUAUUUUUUCCUGCUUAGAUGUAUGAGCUUCUUUGAUUGUUGUUAACCAAUUAAUUUUCAGCUCUCUGGAUUGCGUACCUGGAGACCAUAAGACGUCUGUGGAAUAGGAAAGGUUAACUAAAUAGCAGCACCAACUGCAUCUGCCACAGAUAAGAACCCUUAAACAGAUGAAUUUAUCAAGAGAACGUCAGUCGGGAAGAAUACUCAUAAGCUCCGCCAUGAUAUGUGAAAAACCAAGGCAGGCACAGAAAUUUCCUAAGUCUUGAGAAAAUGAGGAGGACUGAUGGUAUCAACAGCUAAGAAAUGUUAUAGUCAUUCAGGGAAACUGGAUGCAUUAACAAAAAAGCCACAGUGAAUAAAUAGAAUUGCACACAGCAAAUGGAAAAUCAUAGGAUCUACCCAAACUCUGGACUGUGGAGCAACUUUGAAAAUACAAUAUUUAUGGUAAUAACUUCUAAAAACUUUGUCAUGACAAAGUAUGGCAAACUUAAAGCAAUACCCAUUGCACAGUAGAGGCAAAUCUUUCUGUUUAUUGAUACUUAGAACAUUGCAUUUGUGGAAGGAAAUCUCAUUAUCAGAGGGAGGCAGUUAAAUGGAGAUGAUCCAAAAAGAAAGAAAUGCAUAGGAUUAGACCCCUGGAAAAGUGAGUGAAUGUCUUAUUUACAAUAAGACAAUUAUUGAAGUAAUUAUUUCACAGAAGUAAAUUAUUUCACAGAAGAGUGUCUAGCUUGAUGGAACUUUCACUAUUCAGUUAUCAAACUCUUUAACAAUGUUAACGAUUUUGAAGGAAAACUUUAUACACAGAAUUUUUAUAAUUGCGUUUGUUCUUCAAAAGAACAUGUGAAAUGUAAAAACAUUUUUGAUAAUUGAAGUGGUUACUAUAAAUAUGAAUUAUGGUAUUGUAAAAUAAGAAUGCCUUGAGGACUUAUAAGGUGUUUGAAGCUUUUUACUAAUCCAGAUGUCUGUGCUUUCAGAAUUUUGGUGUCUAGAUUUUAAUAUUAUUAUUAUUACUAUUAUUACUUUCUUCCUGAAAGUAAUAGGAAGUUACUACUUAUCUCUUUCUAUUAUUGCUUGAACACGCUUAUGAUCUCAGUGGCUAGUCACUACAUUUUGGUGCCCUUAUUUGCUAGAGAAGAGGAAUUGUGUGUAAACUGGAGAAAACAAAUGCAAAUGAAAAGCCCUCCUGUAGUAAAUUUCAUUGGCUUUCUAAGCUGUGCUAUUUGCCAGCUCUUUUAGAUUCUCAGCAAAUUGAAUUUCUCCCCACCGCACCCCCGCUCCCUCAUUCACUCUUAUUCAUUUUUGUCUAUCUCACUGUGCCCUGCAUACAGAGGUAGCCUCAUGUUUGAUGCAAUACUAGAGUGUGUUGUAUGCAAACACACACACACAUACAAACACAGAGAGAAUAAGGCAUAAAGUAUCUAGUAUAAAGAAGGAAAGGGUUGUAAGUUAAUGAUUUAAUGAUAGAAAAUUAUAACUAUAUUAAUAUACUUGAAGAUGUAGCCAAGUGAGAGUAAGAGAGAAACCAAGACCAAGACUUUGACACAGAAAUUUUAGGCUGAUGGCAGUCCUAAAAUUCAAAUUCAGAAAUCUGAACUAUAAAAGAAUUUCAGUGUAAAGACUGAAAAUUACUUCAAGAAAUUUAUUCAACUCACACUAUAUUCUAUGGUACUUCCAAAUUAUGUGAACCGAAUGGUUUCAAUCAAGAAAAUUUAGUGCCUUUGAGCAAUCAAAUGACUAACAUAAUUAAUGAUAUUUACAGAAUAAUCUAAUCUUUAGAUAAUAAUCAUGACCUAUUCGAAAUCAGGGACCAAGCUUGUUCAUUUUUGUCUCUCCUCAAUGUCUAGCCUAGCAUUGCACAUAGCGGAUGCUCAAAAAAAGCUUAUCAAAAGAAUAACUGUUACCUUUGUAAAAACUUAAAACAAAUGGCUGGCUGCCUGGCUAUAUAGGUAUACCUAUGCAUGAAUAUAUAGAUAAAUAUACUGGGAAACGAUCAUUCAUUGGUUAUUUAAUUCUAAACAAAACCCCUUCAUUCCUUGCAAAGAUAUUUUUUGUCUUUAAGUUAAUUGGAUCAGUAAGACAGUCUCUGCCUUGAAGGGGAUUGUAGUUUCUUUGAAGAAUACAAUAUACAUUAUGAUAUUGAAGGCUUGUUUAUUACUGUAAUAUUUGUCAACAUACCUCUUUUAAAUGUCAA
Molecule: messenger RNA, 6322 nt
Organism: Balaenoptera acutorostrata (minke whale)
Lineage: Eukaryota; Metazoa; Chordata; Mammalia; Artiodactyla; Balaenopteridae
Gene: COLEC10
Product: collectin subfamily member 10
Exons: 9
Coding region: 65-898 (277 amino acids)
Source: RefSeq, a predicted model, not a curated record